Messenger RNA from Batrachochytrium dendrobatidis JAM81, 681 nucleotides. RefSeq lists its product as uncharacterized. NCBI's taxonomy places the organism in Eukaryota, Fungi, Chytridiomycota, Chytridiomycetes, Rhizophydiales. The transcript has a single exon. The record is from RefSeq and is a predicted model, not a curated record. Bases 1 to 681 code for a protein of 226 amino acids.
AUGAAUGAAAUCGGUUCAAGGACUCGUGAAGACUGGCAAAAAACGAUUGAUGCAGUGAUUUCAAAAGUUUACAACCAGGACCAGCAACAACCAAUUGAUGAACUGGGUCCAAGCACUUCCAAACAAGAUUGGAAAGCCAUGAUCGACAAACCCGAUCCAGGUAUUCCGAAGAACUGGCGAGACUUGAUUGAUCAAGUCAAUUCAAUCAAUUCAAACCAGGAUCAGCAACUCCCAAUGGAUCAACCUGGUCCAAGCACUUCCAAACGGGGCCGGAAACGCCUAAUUGAUCGAGUCAGUCCAAGCACUUCCAGUCAAGCCCAGCAGCAACCAAUUGACCAAGAUAGGUCUGCCAACACUGUUACAAAUCAAGUGGCUGGAUUAAACGGAAGAUAUCGGGAAACCUUUAAUCGUAUAGAAAAAAAACUUGCAGCGUUUACAGUAAUAAAAAAGAAAAAGCUGAAAGCAUAUCGUAGAUAUGUAAACUUUGAAUUCAAACAACAGCCAGCAACGAGCCAAAAGAUAUCGGAGUUACAAUACAUCCUGGAAGCUAAAAGUCGAUUGAAACAAGAGUAUAUAACGGCAAGGAACAAAGUAAACGAUAUCAGACAACAAUUGAAAAGGUUUAUGAAAAGGCAUGCUUUGGAUUUUGAGGAGCCGGAAUCAGAUUCGGAUUCGGAUUGA